This is a messenger RNA of Volvox carteri f. nagariensis, 168 nucleotides long. RefSeq lists its product as uncharacterized. Lineage: Eukaryota; Viridiplantae; Chlorophyta; Chlorophyceae; Chlamydomonadales; Volvocaceae. Gene Ontology annotation, biological process: photosynthesis, light harvesting in photosystem I; response to light stimulus. The record is from RefSeq and is a predicted model, not a curated record. The transcript has a single exon. Gene Ontology annotation, cellular component: plastoglobule; chloroplast envelope; chloroplast thylakoid membrane. The annotation marks the transcript as partial.
GUCAAGGAGAUCAAGAACGGCCGCCUGGCCAUGUUCUCCAUGUUCGGCUUCUUCGUGCAGGCCAUUGUGACCGGCAAGGGGCCCAUUGAGAACCUGAACGACCAUCUGGCCAACCCGGCCGUCAACAACGCCUUCGCCUUCGCCACCAAGUUCACGCCCAGCGCGUAA